Marmota flaviventris (yellow-bellied marmot) is the source of this 5763-nucleotide messenger RNA. RefSeq names its product lysophosphatidylcholine acyltransferase 2 (gene Lpcat2). Lineage: Eukaryota; Metazoa; Chordata; Mammalia; Rodentia; Sciuridae. The record is from RefSeq and is a predicted model, not a curated record. Gene Ontology annotation, cellular component: endoplasmic reticulum. Gene Ontology annotation, molecular function: 1-acylglycerophosphocholine O-acyltransferase activity; calcium ion binding; lysophosphatidic acid acyltransferase activity.
UGGCUGGGUCUGGGCUGGGGCGCUGGCCUGCGCGCUCGGCUUCCUUCUCUGCGCUCGGGUCCCACGCCCAGCUCGGCCAUGAACCGGUGCUCCGAGGCGGCGGCGGUGGCGGCCACCGUGCCAGGCUCGGGCGUCGGGGCCGCAGAGCAUCGGCCGCCCAUGGUGCCUCGCCAGGCGUCCUUCAUCCCGCCGCCGGUGCCCAACCCCUUCGUGCAGCAGACGGGGCUCGGCACGGCCAGGCUGCUGCAGGCUUUCCUUCUUGGAAUCAUCCUGCUCCCACUUCGGGUCAUUUUGAUUGGAUUGCUUUUCUUAUUAUCUUGGCCAUUUGCCGCCGCCUUCAUAGCUUGCUGUCCCGAGAAGCCGACUUACCCAUUGACCGACUGGAGACGGACAGUUACUCACUUGGUUUUGAGAUAUCUGGGUUACGCCCUCUACUUUUCCAUGGGAUUUAAAGUGAGUGUGAAAGGAAAGGCUGCGAGCGCUUUGGAAGCACCCAUUUUUGUUGUCGCCCCUCAUUCGUCCUUCUUUGAUGGGAUUGCCUGUAUUGUGUCUGGACUGCCUUCGUUGGUGUCUCGGUAUGAAACUGUCCAGAUCCCUAUGAUUGGCAGUAAGUACUUGAAAGGUCUCUUACGGGCCGUGCAGCCAGUGUUGGUGUCCCGUGUGGAUCCGGAUUCCCGAAAGAACACAAUAAAUGAAAUAAUAAAGCGAGCGACCUCCGGAGGGGAAUGGCCCCAGAUACUAGUUUUCCCAGAAGGUACUUGUACUAAUCGUUCCUGUUUGAUUACUUUUAAACCAGGAGCCUUCAUUCCGGGAGUCCCCGUGCAGCCCAUCCUCCUCAGAUACCCCAACAAGCUGGAUACUGUGACCUGGACAUGGCAAGGAUAUACAUUCAUCCAGCUUUGUGUGCUGACUUUCUGCCAGCCCUUCACAAAGGUGGAAAUCGAGUUUAUGCCUGUUCAAGUACCAAGUGAUGCAGAAAAAAACGAUCCUGUCCUUUUUGCCAAUAGAGUCCGCAAUUUAAUGGCAGAAGCUCUGGGGAUACCCGUGACAGAUCAUACCUAUGAAGACUGCAGAUUGAUGAUUUCAGCAGGACAGCUAACAUUGCCCAUGGAAGCCGGGUUGGUGGAAUUUACUAAAAUUAGCCAGAAAUUAAAAUUGGAUUGGGAUGGCAUCCGUAAGCAUUUGGAUGAAUAUGCGUCUAUUGCACGUUCCUCAAAAGGUGGAAGAAUUGGAAUUGAAGAAUUUGCUGAGUAUUUAAAAUUACCUGUUUCCGAUGUCUUGAGACAACUUUUUGCUCUCUUUGACAGGAGUACACCAGUGUGCCUAAUGACUUAUUCUGUGAUCUCACAGAUGAAUGAUUCUUUACCGUGGUACUCUUCAGCAACCUCCUUCUAUAUGUAGGACCUGGGCCUCAUUCAUUGCUUGCUCACAGCAUACAAAUAAUUUGUUCUCCCUCAUGAAAUGACCAUGUUUCAAUGCUACAGUGUGACUAUAAAGUGUAAUGAAGAUUUAGGGGAAAGGAGAAGGAUGUCAUUGGAUUUAACUUUGUAAACUGGGAAAUUGGAGAUACCUUUUUCCUUGUAUAUUAAUUGUCUUUUUACAAGAUUUAUGUGGCAGCUACCAUGAUGGCUGUAGACACUAUGCAAUUUGAAAUGGCAUUUCUCUGUAUGAAUUUGGUGUCAGGAAGGAAUAUGGCAGGGACAUACAAACAAGGACUGGAUGGGGGGAAAUGAGAGGGACCGAAACAGGGACAGAGGAGGAGUUUAUAGCACAUCUUAGACAUUGUGCUCACUGGGAUUUAAAAUCAACAUUAAACACAGUAUCUGUAGAGGUUGCCCUGUCCUCGAGGUGUCAAACUGUCAUAGUUUGCAGUCACAGAAUUGUUAGGACACUAGUUCUGACUUCUGAUGAUGAGUGAUAACCCACCAACAGCCCACUGUUUCUAUGGCACUGUUAAUUUUAGGAAGAUCUGGGAGUGGGGACGGGGCACAAAGCGAGCAUUAAAACAUUGGCUCACUUUGAACUGGAGCAGUCAGCUGACCCAGGCGCUUGGAGACCCUUGAGCAGUGUAGCCCACUGGUCAGUCGUGCUUCUCCGUGGCUGCUUCCAUAGGCUCUGAUACCAUUUAUAACUGAGUUUUCUUCACUUCUUUAAAUGAUGUGAUAUAGCCCCAGAGAUGAACCUUAAGCUGGUCUAGAAAAUGCUUUUCUUGUGGCUCUUCAACCUACUGGAAGAUCAGGGAGAAUAAUGACUCAGGCUCUUGUUUCUCCCUCCUGCUCCCCCUGUUUAGCACACCUGCAUGUCUGUGCCUGUGAGGUUCUCUCUGUUUUGAGAAGCUGAGCUAUGCAUCGUUGCCACGCCUUGGCCACAUAUCUGCUUCCAAGCCGGUCUCCUUUGUUCAGUCUGUUAAAGGGACCUCGCUGAGGAACAUUCGAUGGGAAGAGCAAGGAGGCUCGGGCGCUCCGUGGUGGUUUCUGUAGGAGUAGCCUAUCUGGCUGCAUUCAGUGCUUACCAGGGCUGGGGUUGGGGAGAGACAGGGCUGAGUUCCUGUUGCUCUCCAGCAGCUGUAACUUCUUGCAGUGCCAAACUCCCAAAGCCCCUCCCUCACCCCCUUCCCAUUUUAUCGCCUUCCUCUCCACUCCCCCACCCCUUUAUUUUCCUUUCUCAGUCUUUUCCAAGUCUGUUACAGGUGUGGUUCAGAUUUGGGGGAUGGAGAAGGGAUCUGGUUCUCUCUCCAUCAUUCCUUCAUUCUUCUCAGUGUGUUCUUGGCUAGUCUACAAAAACUUCAUAACCGUUUCUGCCUUAGUUUGUCCUUAAAAAUAUGUUAUUAGAUCCUUCUAGCAUGUUCUUUAGAAUCUCAAAUAUUUGGUGACAGACCGUUUGAAGGUCCAACAAAAAUAUGGCAUUCAUGAUCCAAAGCAGAGCAGAGUUUACUAGUUUGGAACAAUUUCUUUAGAAAGAUUCAAUCUCUUUGGAAAACAAAACAAAACAAAAAACAAAUCUUUUUAUCUUUGGGUUCAAGUUAGCAUCUUUAUCUUCAUGAAUAUGUAUUGAAUACUCCAGAUCAGAGGCUAAUUAGGGAUUCGCCAGAGUUGAAGCCUGGAAAAGUGGUUUAAAAUCACGACCUUCUCUCAGUGUCUUCAUAUUCCUAAUUCAAAUUAAGUACCACAUAUUUUGCUAGCACACUUGACGGGAUUUAAAAGCAUUUAAUGAGAUUAAGAAAUAAUAGAGUCUAAAUGAGAAGCAAUUACAAAGCAGUCAUUUUUACAGUUGUAAAAGUGUCUGUGUCAUUCAUUUUGUUCUUCUUAAACUGUGCAGUUGAGUAGACCCGUAUGCUGCCCUCAUAGCAGUAUCUCGUGUACUAUGAGAUAGCCCUCAAAUAUUUCAGUAAGAACGUAAUUGUUGUUGUGAGUUUGCCAACACACCAUGCUGUCUUCUUGCUACUAGCACGCCUUCCACCCUCCAUCUCAGGACGUGUCCAGCUUGAUGUUCCACCUGACACCAUGCCACAACAGCGUGCAUGCUCCCUGCUCACAACCUAUAUUUCAAGCUAUAUUCCAGAGUCAGUUAAGUAUUUUGGAAGCAAAAUAUUUUUGACUCUGCAGGCCAUAAGGUCUCUGUUGCAAAUAUUCAUCUCUGCCACUGAGGUAUGAAGGCAGCCAUAAACAGUGCACAGACAAAUGGGCAUAACUGCACCCCAAUAAAACUUUAUCUCCAAAAAUGGCACCAGUCUGGAUCUAGCCAACAGCUGUAAUUUGCUGAUCCUGGUGUAUCGCCUAAGCCGAUGCAAACAAAGCAUGCUGGCAGGUUUAAGGAAUGGAUUGAAGGAUGCCUGUCUGUUCUUACAGUGACCACUGUUAACCUGUGGGAUCUUCACAUGGGAUUGAAAGCAGAUCACUGGGAAUCUUAAUCUGGACUAAUCUGUGUUCCUCUUGUUAAUAUCCUCCCACAACUCUAACUAGUAGUAUAUCCUUCAUCUUCACACAUGAGAGGAAAAGAAGGAGGAAGAUGGAUUUUCAGUUCCUUAGCUGUAGUCUGAGUCUACCUUGUUUUUCCAGUCCUCUUAGGACAUAAUAGAACGUUGCCUAGUAAAAUUUAGACGGUUAUUAUUGCCAUUCUAUAAAAACUGUUGGACUAGUGCCAUGAGGUUUCUUGUUUCUGCUAGCUAGUACUCGCUCGCUGCUUCUGGCAUUGCAGUGUGCUUUGCUUAAAUAUUAGACAGGAAAAGUUUGUGUCUACUUUAGCACUUUGGCAACCCAGGCUUUGGGGCUAUUGUAAACUUCUGUAAAUCUUUUGUUACUGUUUCAUUAUGUGGAAUGAAUGUUUCUUUAUCCCAAGUUCUUCCUGCCUGUCCUGUUCUUGGUUUCAGUUCAAGUGUCAGUCUGGAGUGCCAGUAAUAACAGGCGUCCCCUCUGCCCCUUCCUGUUCGGGAGGGGGGGUGUUGUCUCCUACAGGUUUUUUUCUCAUGCUGAAAGUUGGGGCAGGAUACCUAGGUGGCUUUAGUGAUUGAAAAUAAACUGUAAAAUUUCUAUCAUUUAAAUUUGCAGUUCAGAUUUGAUAAGUAAUACAGUAUUAAAUAGUUCACAUGAGAACGCAUCUUGAUUCCAAUCUCAGUUUGCCGGGACUUGCAAUGUGAAACCCACUCUAAUUCAUAUUAUAUAAUUUUUUAGUAAAGGCUAUGAUUUUCUGGGUGGAACAGAUGAACUUUUCUAUUCAGUCAUCCUGAAAGCCAAGUCAUUCUAUAUAUCUGAGCCCUUUCCUCUUCAGUUCUCAGGUUGACUUGACUCCCAUCAGCCCAUCACUCUAUUUUCUCUGUCUGAGGGCUGUUGUACUAGAAAUAUCUGUUUAGACCUGAGAAUCAUGUACUUUACUUUUGUCUUUUCAAUGCCUGUAUAGCAGGGAGAUGAACAGAGGAAGUGAAGGAGUCUGCAUAAAACUCAAUCUUGACUUUUGAACUAAAGCAGAUGAUCAAUGAUUGGCCUCCUUCAAGACCUUAAGGAAGUAGAGAACAGAGCUCUGUAAAGAAUGGAUUGCGUCAGACCCAUCUAAUUUCCUCUGAUGACAAAGUGACAGUCCAAAAUGAUAAGGGAAAAAUAGAUAUUAUCUAUGUGGAUUCUAGAAAGGCUUUUGAUUUCAUCCAAUGUGACAUUCUUAUCAACAAAUUAGGAGAGUCUGGUCUUGAUCACAUUGCAGUGAGGUGAAAUUCCCACUUGAUGGAGAGGUUUGACCCAAACUCAGAGUCGUAGGUCCUUACGUUAGUCUAAACCAGGUUCUUUUCUCCUUUCUUGGAAUUGUUUGAAGGAGCCACCUACUUGAUGGGUUGAGAUCAGGAAUUCUUUGGAAACAGUCAGUGUGUCAAAGUGGGAAUAAGGGUAAAUACGCUUGUCUUCAAAUUAAUGGAACCAGACUCAAGAUACAGAAUGAUUAAGUUGAUAUGUAGCAUGGAAAGGCUCAGGGACCAAAAGGACCCUUAACUGAAUGUAAGAGAAGGCCGCUGCUGUCACUGGAAAUCUAGACUCGUAGAACUGGAGAGCUAGAGGAGCCUUGGGAGCACAUUGUUCAUCCUCUUCAUUUGCAGAAGGGUUGCUAGCCCAGGAAGGGGGGUGUAUGCUGUUAGCAUUGACUUAAAAACAAAACUUCCUCAAAGAAUAUUUUACAUACCAUAGAAUUUCCUUACUUCAAGUAUAUAUAAUGCAAUGAUUUUUUAAAAAUUUUUUUUUAAAGAGAGAGAGAGAGAGAAUUUUUUAAUAUUUAUUUUUUAGU